GUAGCCACCUGGUGCGUUUCCUCCACCUUGACGCUCAGGUACACGGAUUUGGUCGAAAACUUUACGAAACUGACAUUUUCUCGCGGAGUUCCUACGGGGGGACGUUCAGAAUGGAUUGAAAACAGACAUGUAUGGUCAAAGGUGGAGAAGACAACAUUAAUUCGGGAGUCGUUUGGUGGACGCACCGUGUACACUACCUUGGAGCCAGCAAGUCAUGUCUGCUGGCGGCACUGGCAGUCUCAGACGCAGCUCGGGGCCUGGUGGCUACAGGCAUGGGCCCAGCAGGAGCAGCAGCCAGAGGUCAUCGUAUGAGGAGCGCUGUGUGGACCCAGUUGAAGAGAGGCUCCCGAUGCCAGAGCCAAAGACAGUCCACAAAGCUCAACUGAAAGAUGCUAAUGGGAAGGAGUCCGAGACCAUUGGCUUCAUUCCUGGCUCGGCUGAUCCAUCCUCUGCCACACAAACAUGCAAUCCCUGUGCUUCUCCAAGGAACUGCAGGACCUUUAUCUGCAGUGUGCUCACCUGCGGCCUGUAUAGGGUGUGCCAGCGUUCCAUACUUGCUCCAUGCCUGGCGCCAAAUGAGAGCUCCACAGAUGAACCAGAGAAGGUCAGCCUCCAAGGUGUGAACCCAGGAGACAACAAAGAGGGGGACGCCGUAGACUUGUUUGAGGACGUCUGCAUCGCUGGAGUCAAAGUUGACAGUCCAAGCGAGUAUUUAGAAGUUGAAAGCAAACCUCAAUCAUACGUGCCUUCUUCCGGUGGUCGAACACAGCCCAGACAUCCGUCACUGCAUGAGUCCAUGAGGUUUGAUGACUGGGAGGAUGGCGAUGAGGACGUGGACUCACUGAUUGCAAAGAAGCUGCUGGAGCUGUACUCUGAAUAUCAGAUCGAGGAGUUGGCCAGGUGCACCUCUGACUCUGUUUUUCUGAGGAAGAGCAAGGACAUCAACCAGCUCAUCAACUCACUGGCAGAAGAACACAAAAUGGACGAGCAGGAGGCCGAGUGUCGGCUGGUGCGUGGCAUCAUCCGUAUCAGCACAAGGAAGAGUACAAAGAAGAGGCCGCCUGUCUCCAGGAGGGAGAGGACGCUGUCGGACAGUGGGAACGAGACCAUGCGAGAGAGCGAUUCCUUUUCAUUCAGCAACAACAAUGACUAUAAAUCAAAUCCAAACAUCCAAAUAUCUGAACUGACCUCCUCUGACAAGUGUGCCAGAGAUAUGUGGAGGAAUAAUGGAGGUCAUACUUCUAGUUCUCCAACAGCCUACUCACCCUCUCACACAGGAACCAACUCUUCAGGUGUCCCACUAAUUCGCACCUCUGUGAGAACAUGAUUCCUGCAACACACCGGCGAUGUAUGCUUGAAUUGUUUGUCGUGCUGUGUCCACAAGGUCACAUGUGGGACGUUGAAAGGCGACACUACUUGCACAGGAGUCUGUGGCUGAGCCAAGCUCUCUGGAGAGACAUGGCUUUGCUGUUUCUGAAGCUGAGCCGUGAAAAUGUGAAAAUUCACAUUGUCUGAAGGACAUCAGUGAACUCAGGGCUCUGUGUGUAGAUAUUUAUGGUUGAUCAAUAUUAUGUGUAUAUUUGAAGGAUUGCUUUAUUGCAAGCAGAUAUCACCAGCAGCUCUUGAUGACUCAUAGAUAUUGUAUCACGGUUAACCGUCCCCUUGUCCUUGAAGGAGAACUGAGUAAUGUUCAUGAAACCUGACCUGGUCAGAUUAUUUUGCUGUAAUGCAAAGACCAUUUAGUUCUGUAAAAAUAAAAUACAGAGGUUGUUUGGCA
Molecule: messenger RNA, 1777 nt
Organism: Acanthopagrus latus (yellowfin seabream)
Lineage: Eukaryota; Metazoa; Chordata; Actinopteri; Spariformes; Sparidae
Gene: kdf1b
Product: keratinocyte differentiation factor 1b
Exons: 4
Coding region: 215-1327 (370 amino acids)
Biological process (GO): regulation of epidermal cell division; keratinocyte development
Cellular component (GO): cell junction
Source: RefSeq, a predicted model, not a curated record